Messenger RNA from Osmia bicornis bicornis, 7972 nucleotides. It is a transcript of the gene Arms, whose product is annotated as kinase D-interacting substrate of 220 kDa. The transcript is spliced from 18 exons. Gene Ontology annotation, molecular function: protein binding. NCBI's taxonomy places the organism in Eukaryota, Metazoa, Arthropoda, Insecta, Hymenoptera, Megachilidae. The coding region runs from base 1607 to 6673 and encodes 1688 amino acids. The record is from RefSeq and is a predicted model, not a curated record.
CCGACGCCAGUCCGCGAAGGAUGUUGGCUCGAUCGAGUACCGUGAAACUUUUGCUCCUCGAAAAAUUCAGAUUUUCUCACACGAUUAUCGAUCGUCCUUUCCAAACGAUUAACUCCAUCGUUCGUAAAAUCAUUUCAAAAGUACCUUUGCUCAUCGAAUUGGACACGAAAUGUUUUCGUUGUAAUCUUCGAGCUGGUGUAACUCGUUCCCGAUGGAAGUUUUUUUUUUUUGACAGUCUCUUCUAGGAUAGUGAAGUGGAAUAUUUCUGAAUAACCGUACGGUGUUAAACGAUCGUAUCGUUUCUUGCGAACGGAAGCUUAGUCAUGGAAAGUUCUUUCGAGCGUACAAAGAAAUUGCUCGGUGACAUUUCAUUUCGCGGAUUAACUUGCCAAACACUGAUGUAUUUAUAGAGAAUUUAUUCAAGUUUAUGUAAGUAGGUGAAUUCCAGUGUGUGUAGUUUAGUGUCGAAUAUCGAAUAGCUUUGAUAAUUAUAGAAGAUUAAUUUUAUUCGUCGUGGAAUUCGAUUCAUAAUUCGAUUAUCCUUGGGAAUCGUUUCGACUUAUUAGAACACCGUCGCGACUUCUUCUUUAUUUUUUAUUAUUUUUAAAAUGAACGUCACGUUAUUUGCCUUGACUCGAAGCGUAAUUCAUUGGAGGAAAUCGUGAAUCAGAGAUAUCUCGAGAUAAUUAAAUUGAUGAUCGUUUUACAAUUUGCAAACUACGAAAGUUCUUUGCUUACGAAAAAUAGACAAAAUUAAAGUGUUCCAUUUUAAGUUAAGAUUCUCGGUAAUUAUUAUUUUUCAAACAGUUGUUACACAUGGAAAGAAACGCAAGGACAAACUCAUGGUUAAGCUAAUGUUACGUAAUUUAUCCAUUUAUCAUCCACUCGAGAAGGAGGCGGUAUAAUUGGCGGAUAAUUAAAAAAUUAGUUCGAUUAUCAAGAAAAAUCCAGUGCGUUUUUCUUUCCAUUGAAAAAUUCAUAGGUCGGCUUUGUAUCGAUUUCCUCUUAAGCGUGUACCCUUCGGUUUUGCUCGAUAUCUUGAUUUGUUCGAUAAAACCGUUACUGAUUUUUAUCGUUCCAUUAAAUCGAUGAAAAUCUCGAGGCAAUGAGCAAUAUUUAUAUUGGAAAUUAAACGAGAAAAAUCGUGAAUCAAUCCAGCCGAUACGAAUGAAAAUUAAUUAACAAGUAUCGUUAGAUUUUUUGUGAAAUUUCGACGAUAAACGGUAGUGUAUUCUGAUUUACUAUUUCCAAGACGAAUAACGUCGCUACUUAUAGAAUGACCCAAUAAUUAAACUUCAUUUUCAUCGUUAACGAGCAUAAAUUACGCUCAAUGAGACGGAAGAAACUGGUCACCGAUUUUAAUAACGAUUAUUUAAAACUGUGAAACGUUAUUUAACAUCGAACCGGUUCGUUCUGUUUAGCGAAUAGCAGGUUAACCGUUUUAUUAUAUUAUCUCGGGUAUCAGCUUCAAACAAGUGUUUAAUGUAACGAAGGUGUUCCGCUUGAAAAUUUCGCGAACAACCACGGAGAGAGACCCAUUCGAUAGAAGUUCGAGCGAUAGGAAGCAUCGAUAUCUGAACGUUCGUCGAAGGAAAAUUGAGAUAAUAUGUCGCAUCUUCGAGUGAAAGCUAAAUCGUCGAGCGGCAAAGGUCCCAAGAGAUUUUCUUCCCAUGGAGAAUAUCGGAAGAUACAGUUCGCCGCGUUGAAGGGCCAUUUAGAGCAUCGUCUUCACGAGACCUUGCACCGGACUGACUCGAUGGUAUCUCUCUGCUACCGAUCUCUUGCCAGCUAUAUCACAGACGAUAAUCUUGCUGGUCUGCAAAAUUUCCUCGAGAAUAAAAGAGUACAAAUCGAUGAUCGAGAUGAGAAUGGUAGCACAGCCCUCAUCCUUGCAGCAACCAAAGGAAAGAUCCAUUUUGUGCGGGAGCUUAUCAAUCAUGGAGCAGAAGUUAACGCAGAGGAUGGGGAUAAUUGGACGGCGUUACUUUGCGCUGCCAAAGAGGGUCACACCGAUGUUUGCCUCGAGUUACUCGAGCAUGGUGCCGACUUGGAACACAGAGACAUGGGUGGAUGGACGGCACUUAUGUGGGCGACGUACAAGGGUAGGUCACCAACGGUGACGAUGCUACUAGCUCGUGGAGCUGACGUCAAUGCACACGGGAAUUUUCAUAUAUCCUCGUUGUUGUGGGCUGCAGGCAGGGGUUACCCUGACAUUGUUAAAGACCUUAUUGCUCAUGGUGCUAAAGUCAAUGUCGGUGACAAGUAUGGCACUACGGCUCUUAUAUGGGCAUCCCGUAAAGGACACGUAGAAAUUGUAGACGCUUUAUUAAAAGCUGGUGCUAACGUUGAUACUGCUGGCAUGUAUUCAUGGACUGCACUUUUGGUGGCCACUCUUGGCAAUCACGUAGACGUGGUGCUACUCCUUUUGGAGCACAAACCAAACGUGAAUGCACUUGAUAAAGAUGGUUGCACAGCUCUUGCGAUAGCUUGUCGAGACGGACAUCAUGAAAUAGCAAACGCUCUCUUAAACGCUGGUGCUUACGUGAACAUUCAAGAUAGAUCCGGAGAUACAAAUUUAAUUCAUGCUGUAAAAGGUGGUCAUAGAGGAGUGGUGGAAUCUCUUUUGAAGAAGUACGCUGACGUAGACAUUGCCGGAAAGGAUAAGAAAACAGCAACUUAUAUUGCAGUUGAAAAAGGCAAUAUACCGGUAUUAAAAUUAUUAUUGAACGCCAACCCAGAUUUGGAGAUCGCGACGAAAGACGGCGAUACACCGUUACUGCGGGCAGUUAGGUCGCGAAAUGCAGAAAUAGUACAAUUAUUGCUAGACAAGAAGGCUAAAGUUUCAGCUACCGACAAAAAGGGCGACACUGUACUUCAUAUAGCCAUGCGUGCACGAUCAAAAGCUAUCGUCGAGAUACUAUUAAGAAAUCCGAAAAACAGUCAACUACUUUACCGUCCAAAUAGGCAAGGUGAGACCCCGUACAACAUCGACAUCAAUCAUCCAAAGACGAUUCUUGGACAAAUAUUCGGUGCACGACGUCUUAAUACUAACGAAGAUAACGAAAAUAUGCUUGGUUAUGAUUUAUACAGUAGCGCAUUAGCAGACAUUCUUAGCGAACCAUCGCUCUCAACGCCUAUAACUGUUGGCCUCUAUGCAAAGUGGGGUUCUGGCAAAUCUUUUUUGUUAAACAAAUUGAGAGAGGAAAUGAAAAAUUUUGCUCGUCAAUGGAUAGAUCCCGUAUUUCAAUUUUCUUUCUUAUUGUUCGCAGUAGUAACUCACGUAUCUUUGUUAGUGGGUACUACGAUAGGUCUUGCCUUGCAAUCGUGGAUCGUUGGUCUUGCAUCUGGUUUAAGUCUUAUUGUCGUUACGUACACCUUCUUAAUACUUGUCUGGUAUGCCAAUAAAAGGUACGAUUGGUACUGGCCGUACAACUUCACUGUAGCUCUAACGACAAAGUUGAAUUCAUUGAAGCUAUUGUUGCAAGUGAUUUUUUCACAUCCUCCUGGCAGUAGAGUUCACGACGGUGUCACUGUUCAGCCGAUAAAGUUUUACUUCACCGAUCAAACCCGAGUCGGUACAACUGCCGCUGGGGAAAACGCGGUGGUACAAAUGGUGGGAUCUCUUUACGAUUCUAUUGAGAACGACUUCGGUUCUUUAUCCACAAGAUUGUAUAGGGCGUUCAGACCGAAACCUGAUAAAUCAACUACAACAUGGAAAUGGAGACACCUUUGUUGCUUACCAUACAUAGUAAUAUUCGAAUUUUGCUUUUGCAGUUUGCUCGUUGGUAUCUCUGUACUUACAGUCUACCUCAUCGAUAUUUCUAGUAGCGAGCCAACAAUUGAAAGAGUUACUGCACACAUCAUAAUGAUAACCGUUGCCUUAAUACUAGCCGUUAGUAUAAUAGCAAACCUGUACACGUGGAGCCGAACGUUGCAAGCGCUUGUAUUCUCCCAAAGGCGUCACCUUCAACGUAGCAUAUCUAAGUUGGAGACGUUAAAGAGUGAAGGGUUUAUACAAACGUUAAAGAGCGAGGUUAAUUUAAUGACCGAAAUGGUCAAGUGUUUAGACAGCUUCAUGGCUCAACAAAGCAGAUUAGUAAUAAUUGUGGAUGGUUUAGACAGUUGUGAACAGGACAAAGUGUUGUUAGUUUUAGACGCGAUACAAGCAUUGUUCAGUGAUAAUGGUUAUCCAUUCGUUGUCAUAUUAGCAAUUGAUCCGCAUAUUAUUGCCAAGGCAGUGGAAGUCAAUAGUAGAAGAUUAUUUACAGAAUCAAAUAUCGGAGGUCAUGAUUAUUUACGCAAUAUGGUACAUCUUCCGUUUUAUUUACAAAAUAGUGGUUUAAGGAAGGUGAAAGUUGCUCAACAAACUGCUCAGCACAGCAGAAAAACCACGUGGACCGAAGCUGAAGAGAGCGUUAAUUAUACCACAACGAGUACAAUGCAUCAUUCUGUAUCUAACAGAAGGCUUAGCACAGAGUCUGGUAUAAUGAACAGCAACGAAAAACUGAAGCCGCAAAGUAGAAAGGGGAGUAGAAAGUUACGAUUAAGCGAAUCGAUCGCGAGUAGUAUCGGUAGCAAUUUGAAUCGAUUGGGUGGCGCCCAAGAUCUUAAUAAAAUGCUCCUUACCGACGAUUACUUUAGCGACGUGAAUCCUCGUAGCAUGAGAAGAUUGAUGAACGUUGUCUAUGUUACUGGGAGAUUGUUAAAAGCAUUCCAAAUUGAUUUCAACUGGUAUCAUUUAGCUAUUUGGAUCAACAUCACCGAGCAGUGGCCGUUUCGAACGUCAUGGUUAAUAUUGCAUUACGAUAUGUACGAAGAAACUUUAGACGAUAACAUGUCCCUGAAAAGUCUUUACGAUAAGAUACGACCUCAGAUUCCGGUACUUAGGGAAGUUCAACCUCUUUUAGAGAUGGACAGAGACGAACGCAAGUUGGAUAUUUUCUUAACCUUUCAUCGUUCCAGCUUACUCGUCAGUGAUAUGAAAAUAUUCUUACCGUUUACGAUUAAUCUUGAUCCUUAUAUUAAGAAGAAGAUAAAAGAAGAACAACAGAGCAUAGAAGAGGAAGCAGCCCUUGGACCGUACAAGCAAUACAGCCCUUGGACGUUACACGGAAAUGGCCACGAACAAUUGGGUAAAAGUGGAUUGACAAAUAGAAAUGUGAAAUUCGUCAGAACGCCUAGUUUGCAAGGACCCAUGCCGCCUGUACCAUCGACACCAUCCUGGUGUGUUCAACCAUCGUUCGAUUGGCAGCCUUCUCCUUGGAUGCAAAUGCCUCCUCCUCCUCCUCCGCCGCCUUCCAUGGAACCUAAGAUUAAACCACUUUCUGCAACUACAACUUUACCGUCCGAAAUUUUGGAGACGAGGCUUUCUUCCUUAUCAGUUAAUGGUGUUUGUGAUCUUAUCGAUAGAAUCGAAAGUUUGAGUUCUCAUCAUGCACCGCAGUACAAACAAGUUGUCAAAGAAAAUAAUAUUAAUGGUAGAGUUUUAUUACACUGUGACUUACAAGAGUUGAAGAAAGUUCUAAAAAUGGCAUUUGGGGAUUGGGAAUUGUUUCGUAUGGUUCUUGUAUCGCUUAGGGAAAUAGAACUUUCGUCUUUUAGUACGCACGAAGAAGCUUCCCGAAGCGUACGAUUUACUGUAGGUUCAGAACAAAUUCAACGGAAAGAUCACGCUUUGCAAAGUACUUCGAUACGUGUACCAACACAUGUUGAAAAAGAAAAAGGAAACUCGAGAACCGAUGGCGCACCCAGACGAGAUCAAACUAAACAGUCUAUUAUGGAGAAACAAUUUCAGGUGACCCUGGAGGAACAAAUGAUAUGCGGAGCGCUGCAAACGUUAAACGAAGAAGCUUGCGAAGAUGUAUUAGAUGUACCAUCUUCUACGGUAGUAUCAACAGACUCACUCCCAGGAUCUAACUCAGCGGCUCCUCAAGACACAGAUUAUGUGAUUCUUCAAUCUAAUCCACUUCUCCACUGGGUACCGGUUACCGACGAGCUUGAAACCUCGGACGAUAGUUCGUUCGAGUCCACGGUUCAUCUUCAACGUACAAAUUCGCAACGUAGUAUCACGUCUCAGCACAGUACCAGAUCAGCCUGUUCUUUUGGACGUAAAGAUAUGAGAAAAGGUGGAGGAAAUUCCAACAGUAGUAGACCUGUAUCUCUCGUUGUAUCUCCGCCGCCUUCUCCUAGACCUGCCUUUAGAUCCAAGUCAACAGAUGAGAAUUACGUAGCUAAUAACAUACCUAUGAGGUCGACUAUAUCAACACCGAUGAAGAAACGACGUUCCACGUCUACGUUAAACGACGAGAUUGUUUUAUCGGUUCCCGUACCGAAUUCCAGCCUGGAGAAACUAACGAAAUUAAAAGAUCGUUUAAUGGGAACGUUACCUGUUUCCCCUGCACCAGGAGAGAGCGAAGAUGAAUCUACACCAUUAGUAUCUGAAUUAUCUACCCCGACUCAUUCCCAGUCCGAUAGCGUGUUCAAACACGAUUGUAGCGAAGAAAAUAGUAGCUCGAUAUCAUCAAAUAAAAGCUUACCACGAGACGGGGAGAGAUCCGUCGACGUUGUCGAUUAUUCUGAUACUGUUAGCCUAAUGGUGAGAGAAUCUUCCCAGGUACGAUUCUUAUCACGACAAACUGCGGAAGAAUGGGACAAUCCCGAGACACCUGUUUGAUAUCUUUUAUUACACAAUCGUCAGCUCGGUGAUGUAUAAUAUAAUAAUCCAUGGUUAAUAUGUAUAUGAUGCGCCAAUGAUGGAAACAUUAAGUAAAACUGUACUUAAAACCCAAAGGUUUGUGAUAUAUUUUCAAAGGUAGAUACAAUUACACUGCAGUUGAAAAUUCUACUGUGUAAAUAAUACAUAGCAUUGCGUCGAACUUUUUAGAUAAAAUAUUUACAAGUGUUCAGAAAGAAUAAAUUUUACUUUUAAAUGAUGUCGAGGAUGACGCAAACCGUUUGCGGUAUGUUAGAGUUUUAAUUGUAAGAAGGGACAUGUGUAUUGGCAAAUAACAUUCCAUUAUAAUUUUAGCGCAUUUAUCGAUGCGAAUGUCAGUUUGUGAAAGUAGAGACUGACGUAAAAACAGAAAAUGUUUUUUUUUUUUAAUUUUAUCUUAUUGUAAACGUUUUCAUGCCGCUUGAUUGAUUUGUGUCUGUUGAGGAUGUAGCUGGUAAUGCAAUGCUUCAAACGGAUAAACUUUUAAAUAUUUUAUCACGCUGUAGAUAGGUGUGAAAUAAACGGUAACUAAGAAAUGUUAUCGUUUCUUUGAUACAUACUAUCACUCAUUUUUCAUACUGGUACAACUUGUCAGACAUAUAUAUUUUAACGAACAAACUAAUGCCGCUGAUUUAUAAUUGAUACGAGUGAUAACAUGUUUUGUGUUUAGAAAUACUCGUAUCAGCGAGAUAAAAUACUUUGUAAUGUAUUCAAUAUUAUAGCUAUAGAUUGACUUUUUUCCUGUGACAACAGGAAUGUUGUUAAAUAAUUAGUUACCAGUUUUUUAAAUUAUUUGUAACGUUUUAAUUUUAAUUGUAUGAAUACUUAAAGUUUUAGUGAGAAUUUUUUAUAAACUUACAAGGAACAUUAACAACUUAUACCAGUACUUUGAUCUUUAUUAACGUAAACUUUACAAAUGUUUGUAAUGUAAACGAAUUACGAAUCUUAGAAAUUAUGAAAAAGAAGGUCCUAUCAUUUUAGCUUUAUUGUAAAUGAUUCAAUGCCUAUUUCAUAAUAUAUGUAGAACAGGAUGGGAAACUAAACCAUCAAAAGAUUUACAGAAUUUUAAAGUACUUUUUUAUUAUAAAGCAAAAAUUAUAUAUAUAUAACAGUGUGUAUAUAUAAUACUUUAGGACGGAAUACAUUAGGGUAUUAGUUAAUAUUAGAUUGUAAACACAGGUAAUACAUAUAUUAGGUUUUCAAAUAAUAGUAUUAUAUGUACUUUGCUUAUUAAUAUUAAAUAUAAUAUAUUUAAAUACA